Messenger RNA from Camelina sativa (false flax), 1170 nucleotides. Its product is annotated as polyubiquitin. Gene Ontology annotation, molecular function: protein binding. NCBI's taxonomy places the organism in Eukaryota, Viridiplantae, Streptophyta, Magnoliopsida, Brassicales, Brassicaceae. The record is from RefSeq and is a predicted model, not a curated record.
CUCAUCCUAUUCGAUAUAACUCUAUUAAACACCCGACAACCUCUUUAUCCUCUUUCACAAUUCCUAAAACCUAAUAAUCAUCAAUCAAAUCUCUCAAUCGUGUUCAAAGAUGCAGAUCUUUGUUAAGACUCUCACCGGAAAGACAAUCACCCUCGAGGUGGAAAGCUCUGACACAAUCGACAACGUCAAAGCCAAGAUCCAGGAUAAGGAAGGUAUCCCUCCAGAUCAGCAAAGGCUUAUCUUUGCCGGUAAGCAGCUAGAAGAUGGCCGUACCUUGGCUGACUACAACAUUCAGAAGGAGUCUACGCUUCAUCUUGUUCUCAGGCUCCGUGGUGGUAUGCAAAUCUUCGUUAAGACACUCACCGGAAAGACCAUCACUUUGGAGGUGGAGAGCUCUGACACCAUCGACAACGUUAAAGCCAAAAUCCAAGAUAAAGAGGGUAUCCCACCGGACCAGCAGAGGUUGAUCUUUGCCGGUACGCAGCUUGAAGAUGGCAGGACUUUGGCUGACUACAACAUCCAGAAGGAGUCGACCCUUCAUCUUGUUCUCAGGCUUCGUGGUGGUAUGCAGAUCUUCGUCAAGACUUUGACGGGGAAGACCAUCACUUUGGAGGUGGAGAGCUCUGACACCAUCGAUAAUGUCAAAGCUAAAAUCCAAGACAAGGAGGGUAUCCCACCGGACCAGCAGAGGUUGAUCUUCGCCGGAAAACAACUUGAAGACGGCAGGACUUUGGCUGACUACAACAUUCAGAAGGAGUCUACACUUCACUUGGUCUUGCGUCUCCGUGGAGGUAUGCAAAUUUUCGUCAAGACUCUCACCGGGAAGACCAUCACACUGGAGGUUGAGAGCUCCGACACCAUUGACAAUGUGAAGGCCAAGAUCCAAGAUAAAGAGGGUAUCCCACCGGACCAGCAGAGGUUGAUCUUCGCCGGAAAGCAACUUGAAGACGGCAGGACUUUGGCUGACUACAACAUUCAGAAGGAGUCUACACUUCACUUGGUCUUGCGUCUCCGUGGUGGUUUUUAAACUCUGUUAUGGUCUUACUCAAAAAGUUUCUUUUAAAACUUGUGUAUUUUGGGCGCUUGUAAAGCCCCCAAAUAAAUAAUUGAUGAACUAUGUUUCUUUCUUUCUAAUGACAAAUCGAAUUUAUGGAAUCAUAUCCUUCUAAA